Molecule: messenger RNA, 1224 nt
Organism: Salvia hispanica
Lineage: Eukaryota; Viridiplantae; Streptophyta; Magnoliopsida; Lamiales; Lamiaceae
Source: RefSeq, a predicted model, not a curated record
AUGUUAGCAUUGGCAGCCAUAAAAGUUUGGAAAUUAGCUCAUCUUGACAUCAACAAUGCCUUUUUGUAUGGUGAUCUAGAGGAGGAGAUAUAUAUGACUCUGCCUCCUAGUUUGGUUAUUGAAAAUCCACCGGUUAGAUCUGGUCAGCUGGUUUGUAAACUCAAGAAGUCUUUGUAUGGCCUUAAGCAGGCUUCAAGACAGUGGUACCUAAAGUUCUCUCAGGUUUUGGCUGGUUUUUGUCUGAUUCAAUCUGCUUCUGACCAUUCCUAUUUUUAUAAAUAUUCAGCAGAUGAGAAGUUCUUUGGUGUGGUUAUCUAUGUUGAUGACAUUUUAGUGGCUAGUAUUGAGAAUGAUCUGAUUACUGAGUUCAAGAUUUUUCUGCAAGCUCACUUCAAGCUCAAAGAUCUGGGCACCCGUAAGUAUUUUCUUGCGAUUGAGAUUUCUAGAAAUCAAUUUGGUGUGUUUCUUUCUCAGCACAAAUAUGCCUUGGAUUUGGUCUCGGAUGUUGGUCUACUUGGCUGCAAGCCAUCUUCUACACCCAUGGAUUCUACCAAGUCUCUCCAUCAAGAUGCAAGGGAUCCACUUUCUGAUCCCACUCCUUAUAGAAGAUUGAUAGGCCGCCUUGUGUAUCUUUGUAUCACACGGCCUGACAUCACCUUUGUUGUAAACAAGCUUAGUCAAUUUCUGUCAAAACCGUGCUCGGAGCACAUGCUUGCUGGUGAGAGAGUUCUAAGAUAUUUGAAUGGUACUUUGGGCCACGGUCUUUUCUACUCUGCUAAGGGAGAACCUCAUUUGAGCAUCUUUUCUGAUGCGGAUUGGGGAGCUUGCCCUGAUACAAGAAGAUCAAUCUCUGGUUUUUGCUUGUUUCUUGGCACAUGUCUGAUUUCUUGGCGUUCGAAGAAGCAGCAUACAGUCUCCAGAUCUUCAGCGGAGGCAAAACAUAGGGCGAUGGCCCUUGCUUCUUGUGAAGUGGUGUGGAUUGUUGCCUUACUCAAGGACUUUGGAUUGGGGGUGACCAAGUCAGUUCCUUUAUAUUGUGAUAGCCAGGCGGCAAUUCAUAUUAGUUCCAACCCUGUUUUCCAUGAACGUACUAAGUAUAUAGAGGUUGAUUGUCAUACAGUUCAGGACAAGAUACUUGAGGGUGUGAUCAGAAUAGUCCAUGUUAUCAACACUCUACAGCUUGCUGAUAUCUUCACUAAGCCCUUGGCUGCUUCUCAUUUUUAG